UGGUCGGUGCACACACCAGGGACAGUUCAGAACACGAGCGGCUCCAGACAGGGACGACCAGCGGUCAGCGUUCUAGGGACAACCAGUGAUCAGCAGACAGCAGCAGCUCCCAGGGCACUCAGCAGCAGACAGCCUCCAGGGACACGCAGCCACGGACAGUGUGCAGGCUCCCUCAGCAGCAGCCCCCAGGGCACCCAGCAGCAGACAGCCUCCAGGGACACGCAGCCAUGGACAGUAUGCAGGGUCCCUCAGCAGCAGCUCCCAGGGCACUCAGCAGCAGACAGGGUGCAAGGGUGCUUAGUAGACAGGCUUACAGACUGGCAGGGUCUCAGCUGUGGGGUCUGACCUUUGAGGAGAAGCCUCAUGCAGAGCUGUGGAG
Molecule: messenger RNA, 379 nt
Organism: Staurois parvus
Lineage: Eukaryota; Metazoa; Chordata; Amphibia; Anura; Ranidae
Source: the annotation of a GenBank genome assembly